GAGUGUGAGCGCACACUUCCCGACGGCCGCCACGGCCACGCUGAGUCAUGGAUACAGUAAUGGAUCGCGGUGCAGCCGAUCAUCUAUAACCAGGCGGAGCCCCCAGCGCGCUGUCCCCGUGCCGACCCCGCUGUGCUGACCAUGCUCUGCUGGCCUCGGCUGCUGCUGCCUGCCUUGUGUUGGGUUCUGUUCGCUCCUCAGACAUCGGCACAAGCAGCCGACGAGUGCAGCGAGCGCUGUGACCUCUACCACGGACACUGUGACGAGGAAGGCGUGUGCAGGUGUGACCCCGGCUGGCACGGACGUUUCUGUGAAGAUUGUGUGAGGAUGCCGGGCUGUGCCCACGGCUCGUGCCAUCAGCCCUGGCAGUGCAUGUGCCACCCUGGCUGGGCGGGCAAGUUCUGCGACAAAGACCUGCUUAUCUGCGACCAGGCGAAUCCGUGCCAGAACGGAGCGGAGUGCGUGAGCGAGCCGGACGGGGAGCACUCCUGCAUCUGCCCGGAGCCCUUCCGAGGCACCAACUGUGAACUCAAGAGGGGUCCGUGCGACACAGCCGGGUCUCCGUGUCUGAAUGGAGGGACGUGCCAGGAUGACGGCGGGUUCGCAGACACGUUCGCCUGCCGCUGCCUGGCCGGAUACGUCGGCAGAUUCUGCGAGGUGGAUGUGGACGAUUGCCUGAUGCGUCCCUGUGCCAACGGCGCAACAUGCCACGACGGCAUUAACCGCUUCUCCUGCGAAUGCCCCCUGGGCUUCCAAGGUCGCUUCUGCACGGUCAACAUCAAUGACUGCGCCAGCCGGCCGUGUCAUAACGGGGGCAGAUGCUAUGACCGGGUAGGGGACUACGAGUGUUAUUGCCCCAAGGGCUUCAUUGGGAAAUCCUGUGAGAUCCCUCUGCCAGAACCCACUUGGGCCAAUGACCAGGCCACUUCACGCAGAGACCAGACCACCGCACCACCACCUGCUGGGUUCUCCCAACCAGCUCGGAACCCACCGGCGAGUCCGCAGCCAGGCGCCGGCAACUUCAAGAUCUCUGUUUUCACCCAGAAAGAGCCCAGACUCAGCACCCGGCAGAUGGUCAUCGUGGCGGUAUUUGGGGGCUUGACCGCUUUCCUUGUCCUCAUCACAGCGACCGUUCUUCUCUGGUACAGAAACCGAGGCUCCGGAUCGAUGGGCUGCUGCAGAGAGACUGUUCCUGCCACCAAAACACAUUACCACGAGUGCCAGGACUCACGGAAAACCACCGAGUUAUAAUAAAUCCCGCGGGAGGGAACAGAAGCCUGGAAAUCCAGCCGCUUAGCUGACAGGGGCUUGCUGGACAGUUGUGGCCCUUCAGGAGCCAUUGUCCCAUGAAAGUGGUUUCUGGCACAUGUCAGGCGAUGCGUGCUGUAUGACCCACGCGGUCUCCGUGACACCGUCCAUAACGUGCAGGACAGGCCCUAGUGGACCUCGUCGAUGGUUUUAGUAGACAACAAAGUGACCCUGUGGUCUCCUUGUUACGGGGCCCCGGUCUAACAUUCUGUUGUCCUCACCGCAGGUCCAAGUGGACCACGGACCAACGUUCCCGUCCCAGGUUCUAGCGGAUGGUGGAGCAGAGUUCAGCGUCCUGGUCCAGGUUCUGGUGGACUUCUCAUUGACUUUGCUCCCAGGAGACAGAGAAAGCACUCGCGGGUCCUGGUGGACAGGCAGCGCGGGAUAAGCGUGAAGAAGCCCUCUGUACCCGCGGCUCGUCCUUUCUGGGAGUAAAUCACGGGGCGCCCCCCCCAUCAAUACCGCCGUCUACCAUAACCAAUAUGUUUAUGUCUGUAAAAUAAAGAUAUUAUUGCAAGUUGGUCUCU
This is a messenger RNA of Spea bombifrons (plains spadefoot toad), 1835 nucleotides long. RefSeq names its product delta like non-canonical Notch ligand 2 (gene DLK2). NCBI's taxonomy places the organism in Eukaryota, Metazoa, Chordata, Amphibia, Anura, Pelobatidae. Gene Ontology annotation, molecular function: calcium ion binding. The transcript has 6 exons. The record is from RefSeq and is a predicted model, not a curated record. Bases 142 to 1251 code for a protein of 369 amino acids. Gene Ontology annotation, biological process: heterophilic cell-cell adhesion; establishment or maintenance of epithelial cell apical/basal polarity. Gene Ontology annotation, cellular component: plasma membrane; protein-containing complex.